UUUUCCGCCAAAACUAAAUCUUGCGCAAUAUGGUCCUACUUUCUUUUCGUGUAGUUCCUUGUGUCGUUUGUCUCUUGUUUCUACUCGACUCUCAAAAUGCACAAAAAGAGUCAAGCUGCAGCCGUGCAAAAAACUGUAAUGAAUGUAUGGGUAUACGCCCAUCAUGUGCGUGGUGUAGUGCAGAUGAAUAUGAUGAUACGAAAGAAGGUCCAGGGUUUCGGUGUGCGCCGUCGUCAGUUCUACUGGCUCGUGGAUGUCCAGAAAGCAGUAUAGAGAAUGUCGAGUCCGUCGUCUUGGAUCAUGGAGUUCCUCUUGAUCAAUCCAGUUCAGCUGAAGACAUACAGCUUACGCCACGGUCACAAUCAGUAAAGGUCAGACCUGGAGGGACUAUGAUGGUCAAUUUUACAUUCCAGUCUAUUUCGGAUUACCCCGUUGACCUUUAUUUUCUGACGGAUCUCAGUUAUACAAUGAUUGAUGACUUGGAGACAGUUUCUCGUUUGACUAACGAUAUUGUAUUAACUAUGCGUAACGUGACAAAAAAAUUACAAAUGGGAUUUGGCGCGUUUGUAGACAAACCAGUCUUUCCUUUUGUUGUGCCAACUCCGGAAUACCUUCGAAACCCAUGUUUGAAUGUUGGUACUAAGAAUCUCCAUUGUGACCCUCCAUUCUUAUACAAACACAUUUUGUCACUAACUGAUAAUUUUGAGGAGUUUCGAGAAAAAACCAAAGUAGCACGUCCCUCAGGUAAUCUAGAUAGCCCAGAGGGUGGUAUGGAUGCACUACUUCAGGUUGCUCGAUGCGGUGAAGCUAUUGGAUGGCGUGCUGGUGCCAGGAAAAUUGUACUGUUUGCUUCUGAUGGUGGAUUCCAUGUAGCUGGUGAUGGUCGGAUCGCUGGAUUAAUACUGCCUCCUCCGACUACCUGUCAACUAACAUAUCAGGCUGAUCGAUUCAAUUCUUCGCUCAAGUAUCUCGGUUGGCAUAACUCUGAUCAAACUGACUAUCCUAGCGUUGGGGAGAUUGCUCAAGUUCUAACUGAAGCUGAUAUCAGUGUAAUCUUUGCAGUUGAUAGUAAAUUACACGGUUUGUACAAUAAAUUGGCCGAAUUCUUGCCAAGUGCAUCUGUUGGCAUUCUAACUGAUAGUUCGACUAACAUUGUUCGCUUGUUGCGUGAUAAUUAUGAUAAAAUUGUCAAUAAAGCUGAGCUAAUGGCUACUUAUGAUGCAGAUUAUCUGGAGGUUCAAGUAUUUUCCAAAUGUAAUGAUGAAAACGAAUUCUCAAAGAAAACAGUGUGUAAUGAUCAUCCGGUUGGUGGUAAAAUAAGUUAUCAAAUAUCUGUCAAAGCUAAACGAUGUUUUGAAGGUGUUAAAAAAGUCACCUUGAAAAUGGUUGCAUUAGAAGAUCAAGCAGUACUUGGUGUUCAGACAGCUUGUUCUUGUCCUAAUUGUGAGAAACUGCCAUUACCUGGUUCAUUAGUUCCAUUCUCUGCAAGAUGUCAGUUACGUGGACAUUUACAUUGUGGUGAAUGUAAAUGCCAGUCUGGGUAUUCUGGUGACUUUUGUGAAUGUUCUGCUGAGGCUACUGCCGAAGGAGAUGCUGCUAUGCUGGCGCAGUGUACGGAGUAUGGAGUUAAAGAGCCUUGUUCAGGUCGUGGUCGUUGUGUAUGUGGAAAGUGUAAAUGUAAUCUAGCACGUUAUGAAGGUACUUUUUGUGAAUGUGACCGACAUGGAUGUAAACGUGCUUCCGAUGAUAAUCAAGUUUGUGGAGGACCACAACGUGGAACUUGUCAAUGUAAUGGUACAUGUGAAUGUAAGCCAGGCUAUACAGGAGAUCGAUGUGAUUGUAUGGAAAGUGAGAAACAAUGCAUUGAUCCAAACAAUCCAUCAGGUCCUAAAUGUUCUGGUCGUGGUGUAUGCGAUUGUGGCCAAUGCUUUUGUAACAGUGGCUAUACUGGUCAUUUAUGCAAUGAAAUUCAAGGUGGUGAAUCCGCACUAUGCACAGAUCGUGAUGUGGAAAAAUGUGUUCUAUGCUUACGUGAUUCAUUAGUGAAAAGUUUUGAUAUAGCGGAAAAAUCGAAAAAUGAUAAAAUGACAAAAACCAACAUGGAAUCCGAUGAUGAAUCAUUGAAAUUAAAUCAAAAUCAACCGGAUUCACUGGUUUAUUCAUCACGUGAAUAUGCAAUUGCGGCUGCACAAUGUGAAUCGGCAUGUAAUGGAACUGUGGUUGAUACUAGUAGAGUGAAAUUAGUUGAAGUUAGUGAACAAAAAGAUGAUUCAAAUCUUUGUAUUAUUUACACGGAAGAUAAUUGUCGAGUAUUUUUCACUUAUCGUUAUUCUGAUGCAAUCUAUGUUAAUCGUAAAGUUGAUUUAAAUAUUAUUCGUAAAAGUGAAUGUACAAAAACCAUCAAUAUUCUUUACAUUGUACUCGGUGUUAUUGCAGCCAUUGUACUUGGUGGAUUAAUACUUUUAUUAAUCUAUAAACUAGUCAUCACUAUUGAUGAUCGUCGUGAAUUAGCCAAUUUUAAACAACAAGGUGAAAAUAUGCGUUGGGAAAUGGCUGAAAAUCCUAUUUUCGAAUCACCAACAACAAAUGUUCUCAAUCCGACAUUUGAAGAGAAUGGUUAUUGAUUGAUUGAGUGAGUGAGUGAUGAAGAAAAGAGAACAGAACAGAACAGAACAUCAAAUCAAAUCGGGACUCAUUCGUUUGCCUAUUCAAUGACAAAUAACCAAUCGUGAUAUUCUCUGGGCUUGUUUUUAUUCUUGCUUUCUAUUUUUAUUUCUGCAUAUUUUAUACUUGUAUCAUUUUCAAUAUGAUGUUAUGUAUUUUCUAUAUGCUUGUUUUACAUCACUUUGAGACAACAAAUAAUAUGACGACUACAUUGAAAAAUAUAAUAAAUAUUUAUCAAAAUCAAACAUACCUCUCUGUGCCUUAUUAUUAUUACUACUAUAUUAU
Messenger RNA from Schistosoma turkestanicum, 2949 nucleotides. NCBI's taxonomy places the organism in Eukaryota, Metazoa, Platyhelminthes, Trematoda, Strigeidida, Schistosomatidae. The record is from the annotation of a GenBank genome assembly.